Molecule: messenger RNA, 597 nt
Organism: Macrosiphum euphorbiae (potato aphid)
Lineage: Eukaryota; Metazoa; Arthropoda; Insecta; Hemiptera; Aphididae
Source: the annotation of a GenBank genome assembly
AUGGCCGCUUUCAGUACCGCGUUCGCGGUAGCCGUCUGCUGUUUCGCGCUGUUCGGUUCGACGUUCGUGUCGUCCGACGGUGGCGCCGGAAAUCCGUCCAAGAGCGUUCACCUCGGCGGCAAAGGACCGAUCGAAGGCCAACAGACGCUCAAGUUCCUGUACUGUUACUCUUGCGGAUAUCAAAAAGCAUUUGAUCAAUACUCAAGUAUUCUUAGUGAAAAAUACCCUCAUCUACACAUUGAAGGAGCAAAUUAUGACCCUUCUAUGGCACAUUUACUAGCAGCUAAAGUAUUGAGCCUAGCUAAAAUGGCGAUUAUUAUUGCCAUUGGAUCUGGAAUCAACUUAUUCGAAUAUAUUGGCAAACAGCAACCAAACUGGUGGAUCUGGUGUACAUCUAAUAAAAUCUACGCUUGUCUUGUGGUAUUUUUUGGUUCAAAUAUGUUUGAAGGAAUGCUUAUUUCAACUGGUGCAUUUGAGUUGUAUUUUAAUGAUAUUCCCGUUUGGUCGAAAUUGGAAACUGGAAGGAUUCCUCAGCCUGCUGAAUUAUUACAAAUUAUUGAUAACUAUUUAUUGUUUGAUAACCCAUACCCUGCAUAA